Molecule: messenger RNA, 1836 nt
Organism: Cordyceps militaris CM01
Lineage: Eukaryota; Fungi; Ascomycota; Sordariomycetes; Hypocreales; Cordycipitaceae
Product: carbon catabolite repression protein CreD, putative
Exons: 5
Coding region: 1-1836 (611 amino acids)
Biological process (GO): ubiquitin-dependent endocytosis
Cellular component (GO): cytosol; plasma membrane; cytoplasm
Molecular function (GO): ubiquitin protein ligase binding; protein-macromolecule adaptor activity
Source: RefSeq, a predicted model, not a curated record
AUGCCGACCUUCAAUCCCUUCUCCUCCGUCACCGGACGCAACAGCUACAGUCUGUUCGACAUUCGCCUCGACCAGGAUUUUAUCGUCUUUCGCGGCAACGACCAUGAAUCUGCUGGCCAGCUUCUCAAAGGCGUCGUAGUCCUCUGCCUAUCACAGCCCCUGCGCAUGGAAGAUAUACACCUGCGAUUGACAGGAACACAUCGUGUCUCUUGGGCCGACCCUAGAUCUAGUACUCCCGCCGUCGCUGGGCAAAAGGUCGACAAGACGACUCUGAUUCUCGAUCACCGAUGGUCUCCCUUUGUCGGCACACACGGAAAGAGUAUGACUCUUCCUGCUGGCAACUACGAAUAUCCCUUCGAUUUCACACUCCCCGGCGACACGCCGGAAAGCGUCGAGGGCAUCCCCGAAGCCUCCAUUACCUACCGUCUCAAAGCCACCGUCAGCCGCGGCAAACUUGCCUACGACUUACACGCUUACAAGCAUCUUCGCAUCAUCCGUACGCUCGAAGCUGGCGCGCUCGAAUUUCUCCAUGCCAUGAGCGUAGAAAAUAUCUGGCCCAAUAAGCUCGAGUACUCGGUUGUUAUCCCCCAAAAGGCCGUCGUCUUUGGUGGCGUCGUGGAUAUGGAAAUGCGCUUCACACCCCUGCUCAAGGGCCUCGAGCUAGGCGAGGUAACGGCCAAGAUGAUUGAGACGCGUGAGUGUGUCAUUCAGGGCUCUACUGGCAUCAACAUUCGCGAACACAAAACAGAGCGCGACGUUGCCACGUGGAAAUUUGAAGUAACGCGCGACGAACACUGGCACGACAUGAUUGAAGAGACUGGACAGGAGGGAUGGGCACUCACUAAGCAGUUGAGCCUGCCCAAGAAACUGCGCCAAUGCAUUCAGGACGUGAACCACCAUGGCAUUAAGGUCCGCCAUAAGAUCAAGCUGACAGUGGCUCUCAAGAAUCCCGACGGUCACAUCUCGGAGCUUCGUGCUACGCUUCCCGUUUCCAUCUUCAUUUCUCCCAAUAUCCCCUUCGAUGAGCAGGGCAACAUGGUCAACCAAGCGCCUGGCGAGGGCGGCGUCGGCCGUCAAACAGCUGGUGCUGCGCCUCCGGGUUAUGGCGAGCAUAUCCUCGACCAACUUUAUGAAGAUAUGGAUACAAGCGGCUUCCAGACGCCAGGCAUCCAGUCUGGAGUCAGCAGCCCGUUUUAUGCCCAGUCGCGCAGCGGCUCUGCCGAAAACCUUCACCCUGUGCCACACAUGUCGCCCAUUGCGCCGGCCGCACUAUCAUCACGCCUGGCUGAUGUCUCUCUGGAUCCCUCGCAGCGCAGCAUAUCCUACUACUCGCUCAACUCGCUCAGCUCGAUGUCAGGACGCGUCUCUCCUAACCACGGCACCAGCACCGGCUCCGCGGCGCGAUCCGAACCACCGUCGUCAAACAACCUGACGCGUAGCAACAGCGAAGAAGAAGGAUCUGACCGGGCGUCCACCGAGCAUGUGCACCUCGACCCUGAAGAGUUUGCUGAGCUCAAUCGCGUGCCUAGCUACGCGACGGCGGUGCGCACACCAGCGCGCUCACGCGUGCAGGUGCCGGGAGGGCCGCUUCCCGACUACCAGACUGCGCUCAGUGCUCCUCGCACACCGCCAGCAACGGAAGGGGGCCAUGAAAUACUAUCACCCAUUUCUGAACGGGCCAACAUGUCGGACAGCGCCACGCCGGACAGCGGUGCCCAAUCGGGGCGUCGGCGCCGGAUGUGCCAGGGCGGCGUUACACAGCCGGGGAUGCUGACAGGGCCACGACGGAAAUCCUGGAUUGGGACCCCUGCUUCAAGUGACGAUCAGGGUCUGUGA